Messenger RNA from Schistosoma haematobium, 6528 nucleotides. RefSeq lists its product as uncharacterized. The coding region runs from base 114 to 2597 and encodes 827 amino acids. Gene Ontology annotation, cellular component: endomembrane system. NCBI's taxonomy places the organism in Eukaryota, Metazoa, Platyhelminthes, Trematoda, Strigeidida, Schistosomatidae. Gene Ontology annotation, molecular function: ubiquitin protein ligase activity. The transcript has 3 exons. The record is from RefSeq and is a predicted model, not a curated record.
ACCAUUUGAACCUUGGAGAUGAUUAAAAAUUGAAGAACCUAACACGCGGGUUGAUUUGGUUACAGAUGUCCUUGCCUUGAAAUUUUGGGUUCCAAAGAACAUAUUGUCCCGUAAUGCUUCAAAGUCUUUCACGUAUUGGGGAUACAUUUGCACGACUACCUUUCUUAUUUUUUGUCGAAUUAGUAGCAACAAAACGCGUUACUUUCCUUUAUGAUUACUGGAAACUCUAUUCCAAUUGGAUAACAUCGACCUGUCCUUCUUGUUUGUGUCCAGAUGAAUCUCAUAUCAGCUUCAUUAUCUCAGUCGCUUUCAUCAUUUGUGCAGUCACCUCAGUUAUUUACAUUAAAGGCAUUUUCACUGUUGUAUUUAUUGUAAUAAAUCUCUUUCUUGUUUGUAUAAUGUUUACGAAUUAUAUGUCUUUAUUGUACACUAUCACGUUACCGACAUUUCCACCCGCUUUAUAUUCUUUCUCUACUUAUUUUUCCUCGUCGUCGUCUUCUUCUUCACUGUCAUUACUUAUACGAUGGCAUUGUAUAUUGGGCUGUUUAUUACUCUCUACUUCACUUUUGUUUAUGCUAAUAAAUUCAAUAUUCAGGCGUAUACCACCUUAUAAAUAUUUUAUAAUUAUAAUUCUUUAUAUCUCUGUACUAUUUAUCUCUUCAUUGCCAAUUAUUAUUAAGUCCUCAUCAAUAGAAUUGACGAGAUCCGAUAAUGCAAAAUCAUUGAGAAUGAUGAUGAUAACAACAACGACAACAGCAAAUGAUAAGCAUUCAUUUCAUACAAAUGUCAUCUAUGGAUUAAAUAAUUUUUCAUCAACGUGGUUAUUCUAUGUCUAUACAAUGGUUAAACCGAAUUGUUGUGUCAAGCAAUCUAAUGUAAAUAGUAAUUGGCAAUCUCUUUGUCUGCCUACAAAUAUUCAUUUGUUUUCAUCAAAUGAGAAUAUUGUUCAUGAUGUAACUAUUGUUUCUGAAGCAGCUUAUCGAUAUGAUAUAAUCUUACUAACUUGUUCUUAUGGUUUAUUGUGUAUUUAUAUACUACUUCUAUUGUAUUGUUUAAGCAUUACUGAUAUUUAUGAGAUCUUUAUGUCAUGUGUUAAUAUAGAGCUGGAAUUAUAUCGACUUGGUCUAGUUGAUUAUAUCACAUUUCAUUGGAAUCGAUUAGAUGUACCACAAAUUUUAAUGUACUUUUGGUCAUUCAAACUAGUGUCAGUGAUUAUUUUGGGUCCAGUAUGCUGGGAAAUUAUUCCAACUGGUGAUGUUAAUGUUGAUGAGAUAUCAGCGAAACUAUUCAAUUCUUCUACAUUGAAUGAAUAUUCUAAUCUGGAUACUGCUAAUCAAUCAACAUUAUCUAUACUAUACACAAGAUUAUUUGUUGGUCUUUUUGUACAUGGAUCAGAAACCUGGUUGUCAGUGUGUGGAGCAGCUGCAUUUUUCGGUGCACUAGCUACUAUUUUCGUUUCUAUAUUGGUCUUUUUAUUGGAUCCAUCCCGUACUGGAACAGCUCGAUUAGCAGUGGUAGCUGCAGAAGCUCCAGCUGAUCCGCAUACAUGGAAUGUAAUUGAUGAUCCAGCGUUAGCUUUAGAUCAAAAUGAUGUUAUUGCUAUGGAAUUACUAGCUAGUACAGGAUGGAAUUGUGCUGUUGUCUUUUUGUUCUUAGCUUUCCAAUCAGAUAUGCCUAAUCUUCCACCAGUUUAUCGUGCAUCAUGUUCUAUGUAUGGAAUUAUGGUUCUUGUGAUUGCUUGUAUCCAUCCUAUUCAAGCAUUGAUCAAGUCAUUCUUAUUACGUCUUGGGGCACCUGGUCAACAAACAAAUUGGUCCGAACAUGUACGACCAUUGUGUUUUUGUGUUGUGCUAAUUUUUGCAGCUUUCAAUAUGUUCACUUGUUUACCAAGAAUAUUAACAAAUGACAAACUGGAUUAUAUUCGUAAUAUGAAUCACAGUGAAAAUGCAUCCUAUUUAGCUGUUUUAUCACAUAUUGGCUCAUCGGAAGAAGCAAUACUUGCGAGACGACUAAGAAUAUUUCUAAGCGGUUGUCAAUUAUUAAUUAGCCUUGUAGUUACACUAAUUGAAUAUGCUAUUUAUCAAUACUCUUAUCGAUAUCCUAAUUGGACAGGAUUUCAACCAACAAUAUUUUGGACAAAAGUGAUUAGUUCAGUAAUUGAUUAUUUUAUUUCAUUAUUAUCAUUUCUAACAGUCUGUUGGUUAGUAUUCUAUGAUUCUUUUGGAGUGUGUCGUUUGUUUAUUAUUUGUUGUUAUUUCUCCUUAGUUUUAUAUCCAUCAGCGCGUAGAGCAUAUAUAUGGAUAAAAUGGCGAUUAUUAUGCACUAAACGUAUGAAUGAUUUAGUUAAUCCUAGUAAAAUACAAUUAGAACGGUAUGGUGAUACAUGUCCAAUAUGUUUUGCUGAAAUGACUAUAACUACAGCAAAAAUUACUAGAUGUGGUCAUCUUUAUCAUUCUGAAUGUCUUAUACAGUGGAUGAAACAUAAAUUAACAUGUCCUAUAUGUCAGUCAGAUUUAUUGUCGACUAGAGUGACUAAUAAACGACGAGAAGUUACAAGUGCUCGUAUGCAAGAGACUAUAGUAGGUGAACAAAAUUAAAUAAGUUUAAAAGAAAUUAUUCAGAAUUUUUGACUUUAUUUAUUAUUAUUACUAUUACUACCAAUACUACUACUAUUACCAUCAUCAUCAUCAUCCUUUUCACUGUCUAACCAUUCGAUAUUAAACAAAAGUCAAACAAGAAAUCACCUUUCAAUCUUGUAAAUGCAAAUUGUUACUACUCUGUGCCUUCAAUUGUACACUCAUCAUUAUUAUUUGUCAAGGAUGUUUGUAAAAUGGAGGCGCGUAUAAAUUCAUAAUGUCUAUGUGAAGCCGCUUUUUUGUUUAUUUUUGUUUUUUGUGUGUAUGUACGUGACUUAUUAUCAUGCAUAGUACAUAAAGAGAAGAUUUACAAUAAAUUAUUGACAUAUAAUAUUGUCUAUUUUUUCAGAGAAAUAAUAAAGUUAGUUUCGGUGUGAUUCAUUUACCAGUUUUGAACUAUAUAUCUUUUGUUUAUAGAUUAAUGAUAUAGUCCAGUUGUCGCAACUGAUCUAGAAAGUGUAAGUUCAGUACUAUGAUGUAAUUGUUGAAUGUCGAGUGUUAAACAAUUGGUCACUUAUAGUGAACAGAAAUAUAUUUAUUCUAGCUGUACAUAGCCCAGGGCAGAGUUCGAUAAAGAAUGCUGAUGGGCGGCCUAUGCUCCUCCACGAGGAGUAACAGGCCUAAGUAAUUAAGUAAAGCUGUACGUAUAGUCAGUUGGAGAUUAUAUCAUCAACAUUAUUACUAUUGUUUUUUUGUGUCUGGUUAAACUAUAAUAAGAAUUUACCUCAUUUAUUAAAUAUGUUUCUACUGUUAACUUUAAACUACACUUUUGUUACUACCUAGUUAUCCAAACUCCAAACAGGUGAAGCAAAGCUUUAAUAAUUAGAAGCUAGAUGUUGUAAUCAUCAAACCGUCAUACAAAUCCCAGUAUACUAAGUGAAAAAUGAUCAGUCAGCUACAAUGUAAAACUAGGCACAUAUAUGCAUCGGUCCAAGUUGCCAUACCUCAUUAACACAACAAGAUGGACACCGGGUUCAUAAAAGUAGUUAAUUCAGAGGUGGUAAUAUAUAAAAGAAAGAUUGCAUAUAAGGAUAUAGUACAAGAAGAAAGAAUUAGUUCGUAAAAAGAAAGAUAUGAAGCAGUUUUAAUCUCUUAGUUUAAGGGAAGACAGAGAGUGUAUACACCGACGCUUUUGUAAUCGAUUCUGAACCAUGUCACACACAGUCUCCAACCAUUGGUUACGAUAGUCACGCGGACCUCGACCAAGUAGUCUGCAUCUACCAACAUGGCUCAGACUAGGAGUUAAUGACUUCAAGCACUGAUAUCACGUUUUGGUUUGGCUGCCCCUAACAUUCUUCCAACCAUCCCCAACACUAGUUAGCAUUGCGCAUCGUGGUAAUCGGUGUUCAGGCAUACGUAACACGUGACCCAACAAUCUCAGUCGAUGAAGAUUCACAACCUCAUCAACUGAUUUACCCUCAUUCCCUAAUACCCAGUGUCUAACCUCACUAUUACUUACCCGGUGAUCCCAGCAGAUGUGAGCAAUAUUUCUAAGACAUCUGUGAUCAACUACUAGUAGAAUACGAGUAGUUUCUACUCUUAAUGGCCACGUUUCGCAGACGUAGAGUAAAACAGAAUGAACUGCCGCGCAGUAUACUCGUCCUUUUGUUGAUAGACGGAUAUCUCGUCUUCUCCAUAGGUGACGUAAGUUGGCAUAAGCCAAACGAGCUUUUCGAAUCCAUGCAGAGAUUUCGUCAGACACCAACCCAGCACGUGAAAAAUGAUAAUGAAGAUGAUCAAUUUACAAUCACGUAUCGACUAAAAUCAAUAAAUCAUUUACUAUUUACAACUAUUGAUGAUUUCUUACGACUAUUUAAACUGUUGGUUAACAUAUUAAGAUUGAAAGGAUUAAGUGCAUAUAUAUAAUAACAUGCAAAUAUGUAGCAAACAGAUAAUUUAGAUAUAUUAAAAAACUAACCUCUCACUAAUGGUAAUCAUUUAUCAUGUCUCAUCAAGUCCUUCAUGCUGAUGGAAUCCCACCAAGUUAGUUGCAACAUGUCCACUGAUCUAAGUGAUACAGUGUCGUUGUGUACUUUUUUGCUGUUAGUAGGAAUCACAGACUUACUUUCCAAGAUAUCUGGCUCUUGUCGGGAAAAUUUGUCUAGAUUCUCAAAGGAAACGAUAAGGAAUUCUAGCCUGGCUCACAGUAUUUUUCAAAAAUGUCAUUACUAUGCUACUUGGAUAGAACUGACUUUCUGUAACGUACAUGUUUUGUACUAAUUAGUCAUUGAUUAAUAAUUAAUGUCCUGUUGCGUAGUCCUUAUGGAUAAUCGCUUCUUAUCGAUGUAGUUGUAAUGAAGUAGAUGAUUAUAGAUCAUUGAUAAGUUAAAUUAGGCCAUGAGUAUUAAAUUGUCCUUAUCUUUUACAACAAACUCCUACAUCAUCCUAAGUUUGCUUUUAACUUUUUCAACUACCCUCUGCAGACAGUUUCUAAUUUAUAACUCAACAGGAUUACUUUGGUUUUGUGUUCUUUGAGCUGAAUAAUUCAAUCUUAAACAUUCCAUAGUCUUUCUAGACAACAUUAUUAGCUGCAAAACUUUCAGUAGAUAUCUAGAACGACAAUAAGAAUUUCUUGAAAUAAAUCAUUUGAAUCAAAUGUAUACAACACUAUGUAAUUUUAUACAGAUAUCAGAAUUUAGUUUAAAUUACUGGAAAUUUAUUAAAUAGUGAGGAUAAAUAAGUGUAUGAUUAUGUACAAUGGUAGUUAUCAAUUAAACAAUUGCCUAUUGAAUUUACAGUUCAUUGCGUUGUUGUGUCUUGUUAUUGGGGUUCAGUACGGCCUACAAUGUUACAGAUUUAGGAACAUAAACGACAGGGCUUCUCUAAUACGAUCGAUUUUCUUUGUAACUGACAACACCCAAUUAUGCUCAACACAUCAAACCUCGACGGCUAAGGCAGGAAGAAGAUGGAAUUGCAGGUAAAUUGAUAUUUUGUGGUAGAACAAGCAACUCAAACCACAUUGGUAUAAAAGUUGUUACUAUGGUAGCAGAAUAUGACCUUCGAGCAUGUAACGUCAUCACGACUGGUUUGGUCAUAUAACUCUUCUGGCGAUUUUGCAACUAUGAGUAUAUCGUUUAAAUAAACGGUUACACCUGUAAUACCAGUUAAUAUGGUAUCCAUUAAUUCUGGAAUAUCGCUGGUGCCAUCUUUACUCCAAAAGGCAGUCGUUUAUACUGAAAUAAACAUCUAUGUGUGUUUAUUGUCAGUAAUUCACGGCAUGAAGGGUCGAGCUCUACUUACAGAUAGGCUUCGGCUAGAUCUAGUUUUGCAAAGUAACUUUCACCGUUUAAUAUUGUAAGAAAGAUCAUCUGGAACUGAUUAAGAAUAAUGAUAUUGUUCUUAUCACAUUUUGUAAUCUUGUAUAGAAUAUUCAUCAAUGAUUUCUUGUUUAUGGUACAUCAAACUAAGAAAAUUUAACUAAGUUCAGAUUGUCCUUAUUUUCAUAUUUAAGUUUUUCGAUAUUUAAAAUAAUCUUGCUUACCACAAUAGACUUUGCAGUUAUUAGAUUUGGUAAAGUUUCAUUGUUUAGGAACAAAAAAGUGAAAUUUUGUCAAAUGGUAUCAGUGGAUUAGAUUAAUUGUUGCAGUGGUACUUUUUAAAAUGACCAGGGCGUGGCGAAUAAACAUCUUAGCAACGUUUUGCAAGUGGAGCAGUGAGCUAAUAGCUGAAACAUCCAACUUUUAAUUGGUAGUUCGUAUAUUUGAACUCGUUCCCACCGACUUCAGUUUGAGCAACUGAAUGGUAUCAUUAAAUGUGACUGAAUAAUUCCUGGUUAGCGUUUUUUAGCGAGUUAGUUUUCUACGGUUUGGGGUCGCUAACCCCAUUCCCAACCCUCCUCCUUUGUCUGGGUUUGGGACCGGCAGUAGCCCCAGAGGGGCUCCAGGCGGAGUUA